Molecule: messenger RNA, 1144 nt
Organism: Daphnia pulicaria
Lineage: Eukaryota; Metazoa; Arthropoda; Branchiopoda; Diplostraca; Daphniidae
Product: elongation of very long chain fatty acids protein AAEL008004-like
Exons: 2
Coding region: 93-917 (274 amino acids)
Biological process (GO): fatty acid elongation, saturated fatty acid; very long-chain fatty acid biosynthetic process; fatty acid elongation, monounsaturated fatty acid
Cellular component (GO): endoplasmic reticulum membrane
Molecular function (GO): fatty acid elongase activity
Source: RefSeq, a predicted model, not a curated record
UUGCAACGGAACACAUAUCCAAGACUAGACAACAUUAUAUGACUUGAAGACACUGAAGACAGUUCACCUCUAGUUACUGCCGUGUAAUAAUCAUGGACUCUGUCGUUCAAUACAUUACAGACGAAAGCGUCAAGCUUUGGGACCGAAGAGAUAGGCGAACAGAUGGGUGGCUGCUGACGGAGUCCCCACUAACUCCAGUUGUGAUAUGUCUGGCUUACUUGAUUGGGGUCAAAAUCCUGGGACCGAAGCUGAUGCAAAAUCGACCAGCCUACGAGUUGCGGGGUGUCCUGAUGGUUUACAACGCAUUCCAAAUCAUUUUCAACGGUUGGAUGUUCUACCACAUUUGCCGUCUGACAUGGUUCAACGGAUACAGUUUCAUUUGCCAGCCCGUGGAUUACUCCGACAACGAGGAUUCUCUGCAACUUAUUAAGAUGGGAUACUGCUUCUACAUCUCCAAAUUUAUUGAUUUUCUCGAUACCAUAUUUUUCAUCAUGCGUAAAAAGAACAGUCAGAUCACUUUCUUGCACGUCUUCCACCAUGCUAGUAUUCCUCUGACUGUUUGGAUUGUCUUCCGGUACAUCCCGGGCGGUCAAGCAUCUUUCCUACCCACCUUCAAUUCUUUGGUCCAUUUCGUCAUGUACUUCUAUUAUCUCAUGGCAGCGAUGGGUCCGCAAUUCCAGAAAUAUUUGUGGUGGAAGAAAUACCUGACCGUUUUCCAGAUGGUUCAGUUCUUUCUUGUUGGUCUGCACGGCUUGCAAUUGUUGUUCAUCGAGUGCGACUUCCCCACCGCCUUUUCCUGGUACGCUCUCGUGCAAACCGUAUUCUUUUUCAAUCUUUUCAAAAACUUUCAUUCCAACGCUUACAAACAAAAGCAAAUUAACAACAACAAUAACAACAUCUCCAAAAAAAUCAAGUAGGCUACCGGUACUGAUGCAGUCUGUCGAUACCAAAACUAUAUCGUUCUUUACUUCGUGGACUCAAGGUUCAAUAAUUUGCGCCCAUGUUUAUUUGUAUAAGCUAUACUUCCAUCGUCAUCCACCUCAUUCCCCGUUUCACAAUUUCACCCCCCCCCUCCCUCCCCCGACAGUUAAAAUGAGUCUUUAAAAAUAUAUAGUUUGUUGCAAUACAGUUUCUACAAAUCGGA